UACAGGUGCCUGCCACCACCUGCAGCUAAUUUUUCUAAUUUUAGUAGAGACGGGGUUGGCCAGGCCGCUCUCCAUCUCCUGACCUCAAGUGAGGUCUUAGCCUCCCAAAGUGAUGGGAUUACAGGUGUGAGCCACUGUGCCCAGCCCACAUUACUCCUUUUCUGAUUAAACUAUCUCUUCAGAUUAAAGCCUUUGGGUAUAUAUACUGGAGGCAAUUGGAAUUCUUAAACCUUUCUCUUUCUAUAACUUUUUUUCACAUAUUUAGAAGAUUGCUGAGCCCCCUUUUAUAUGUUGCUGUGAUCUUUGGAUGAGUAACUGGGAUAAGAAUGCUGGCUAUCUUUAGAGGAAGGCUUUUUAAAUAAAUUGAGAAAAAUGUAAAGCAUCAUUCCUAUAAAAUGUCCACUGAAAGAGCUUUUAUAGAUAUUCACUUUUAUUUUUUAUCAUUUUUAUUUUGUAGAUUGACAGACAAAAUUAUAUAUAUUUACCAUACACAACAUGAUGUUUUGAAAUAGACACACAUUGUGGAAUGGCUAGCAUGCUGAUUAACAUAUGCAUAACCACGUUUCCUUUCACGAUGUUGAACCCUGACAUAAUUUUUUUUUUUUGCAAACAUCUCAUUCUGGAGAAGGAAAUGAUUUUUUAACUAAAAUAAACAUACAUUGGAAAUACUUACUGCUAAGAUAAGCCUGAAGGAAAGGAUAGAAGAAUGAUGAAUCAGAAAACUGACUGUCAAGAAACCAAUUAUUUAACAUAAAACACUAUUAAAGAUAAGCCACGAAAUGUAAGUCCUGCUGGGUAGGAAAGCGGCAACCGCAGUGAAGCAUCUCUUUAUAUCACGCAGGUCUAUAACCAACAGUGAAUCUAGCAAAAGUUAUUUUCUGAUUUGGGGGAGAAACUUCUGCUUAUUGAAAAAAAUCGAAAAUGUUUAAACUUCUUGAGUGCCAACGUCAAUUAUUCUAAAUCUUAAAACCACAGUUUUAAUUUUGCUUUUUUGUUAGUUUUUGUACUUUGGAGUAUUUGUCUACCUUAUCUUUCUAUAUUUGCCAUAUUUAGAGUCCAAAGUAAAAUCAAAUUGUUUCUCUCCUCAAGUUAAAUGGCUCUUUCUAUCUUUUUCUUUAAAAAUCGUUUAAGAAAGUAAAACUUCUAAAGCAAGUCAAAAAGAAAAAAUGCCCCAAAUCUGAAAAUGGGGUAGCUUUUCUGGCAGUAGCGCAACUUCUGCAAGUAUUACAAACGAGAUUCGGUAUCAGAAUUUUAAAGCUCCGGUAACAAAGCCAUCCUGUUGACUCUGAAGAGAUUUAUGAAAUCACUUUCCUGAUGUUACUGAAACCAAAACACUUUCCUGGACGCUAAAUUCAGUCCUAAACAAAGGGCCUCCAACCAACAGCUGUCAUGGGCUGAAUGAGUUAGACUCAACAUCGUGUGACGGGAAAACAGUAAACACAAGCUAACAUUUAAAAGGAAUUGAUGGCAUGGUAUAAAUUGGAAAUCCAAGGAGAGCCUGGCUUCAGGUAUGGGGUUCUCUCUCAUGCUCUCCAAUCCGCAUUCUCUGGAUUAGGUCCAUUUUCAGACAAGCUCCUCCAGCAACUACAUACCAUACAUCUUCUCAGGUGUGGGUCCUGCGGGAAAACGAAUGCACUUUUUCUCCAUUAGUCUCAAAUAAACUCUCACUGGCUCUGGUUGAAACACGAAACUAUCCUUGUCCAUUCGCCAUGGCCCUAGUCACUGAAUGUCUUCACACCCUGGACUAGUAAUAGAGUCCAUUGCAAAGCAACUGGACUGAGGAUGGGAAAUGAGUGAUUCCCAGAGUGAAACUGAGGUACUAUUACUAAAUUAAGAUACACCAAAAUGAAGACAGCCACCAACAUCUACAUUUUCAACCUUGCUCUGGCAGAUGCCUUAGCCACCAGUACCCUGCCCUUCCAGAGUGUGAAUUACCUAAUGGGAACAUGGCCAUUUGGAACCAUCCUUUGCAAGAUUGUGAUCUCCAUAGAUUACUAUAAUAUGUUCACCAGCAUAUUCACGCUCUGCACCAUGAGCGUUGAUCGAUACAUUGCAGUCUGCCACCCCGUCAAGGCCUUAGAUUUCCGUACUCCCCGAAAUGCCAAAAUUGUCAAUGUCUGCAACUGGAUCAUCUCUUCAGCCAUUGGUCUUCCUGUAAUGUUCAUGGCUACAACAAAAUACAGGCAAGGUUCCAUAGAUUGUACACUAACAUUCUCUCAUCCAACCUGGUACUGGGAAAACCUGCUGAAGAUUUGUGUUUUCAUCUUCGCCUUCAUUAUGCCCGUGCUCAUCAUCACCGUGUGCUAUGGACUGAUGAUCUUGCGCCUCAAGAGUGUCCGCAUGCUCUCUGGCUCCAAAGAAAAGGACAGGAAUCUUCGAAGGAUCACCAGGAUGGUGUUGGUGGUGGUGGCUGUGUUCAUCGUCUGCUGGACUCCCAUUCACAUUUACGUCAUCAUUAAAGCCUUGGUUACAAUCCCGGAAACUACAUUCCAGACUGUUUCUUGGCACUUCUGCAUUGCUCUAGGUUACACAAACAGCUGCCUCAACCCAGUCCUUUAUGCAUUUCUGGAUGAAAACUUCAAACGAUGCUUCAGAGAGUUCUGUAUCCCAACCCCUUCUGCCAUUGAGCAACAAAACUCAGCUCGAAUUCGUCAGAACACUAGAGACCACCCCUCCACAGCCAAUACAGUGGAUAGAACUAAUCAUCAGCUAGAAAAUCUGGAAGCAGAAACUUCUCCAUUGCCCUAACAGGGCCUCAUGCCAUUCCGACCUUCACCAAGCUUAGAAGCCACCAUGUAUGUGGAAGCAGGUUGCUUCAAGAAUGCACAGGAAGCUCUAAUUCUCUAGGAAUGUGUGUGCUUUUAGGUCAUCCAACCUCUCUCCUCUCUGGCCACUCCACUCUGCACAUUAGAGGGACAGACAAAGUAAGUGGAGCAUUUGGAAGGAAAGGAAUAUACCACACUGACAAGUCCAGUUUGUGCAAGACACCCAAUGGAACCAAAACCCACCAUGGCAUGUGAAUUGAAGUCAUCAUAAAAGGUGACCCUUCUGUCUGUAAUAUAUUGUUUUCAAGCAAAUAUUUAUGACCUCAUUAAAGAAAAAUCACCUUUGUUAAGUUCACCAUAGUAACACACAAAGUAAAUGCUACCUCUGAUCAAAGCACCUUGUAUGGAAGGUCCAAGUCCUGCUAGUGCUUUGCAAGGGAAUGAAUGCAUUAUGCUAUUUUUGACCUUUAAUGUUCACCUUAAACUUAGCAUGUGGCUAAGACAUCAUUUUCACCUCUGUUUCUUGUUUUUGUAUUGUUUAAAAAAAUAGCAUCUCUCUCUCAUCUAGCUCCAUAACUGCAAGGGAAGAAAUUAGCAUGAAACAUAAUCUGAAACACAGUAAUAUGUCAGGCUGUAGAAGAGUUGAAUCUCAUGCACUGCAAAUACUUCCAAAGAGUCGUCAUGGGGGAUUUUCCAUUCUCAGGCCUUCAAUGGUUUGUUUCCUGGUUUUAAAUGUGCAGUUUUCUUGCUCCUAUUUAAGUGUUCACAAAAGGUAAUAGUCAAUGAGCUCAUCACUUCACCCAUGCAGGAAGUCAAGCAUUAAAAUGUGCUAUUUCUCACUGGUUUCUCCAUGCUGCAUGCUCCCCACAUAUUAUUUUCUUUUUUAAACUCAGUUUAGAAUUCUUAUGCCUUUUGAAUCAGCGUGAUAAAAUGACAGAUGUUCUUGUUGAUUGCCAGAACAGUUUAAGCUAUUUUUUUAAAAAAAUAGAUCCAAUAAAUGUAAUCUCAAGACAGAAAGACUGAAAUGACCAUAUAGAAAAGUGUGUCAUCUACUUUUCAAUCCUGUGUAGCUACUUGGACAUGAAAUAUUAACAAUCGUCCAAAAAUAUUUUCCUGAAGAUUGUGUUUAUAUAAUGUCAUCACCAAUAUUUGGUCUUUUUGGUCUCUGCUUAAUGUCAAGAUUUCCUUUGUAAAGUGUCAAUCUUCUAAAUAGUUUCUCUAAGACAAUUCUCUUUGACUGGUUUUCUUUGUUGUAAAAUAUAGUAGAGAUUUGGCAAUCACCCAUUUUACUUGAUCUAGGUAGACAGCCAAGUCAGAUGGCUUAUGCCGAGAAGCUCUCCCCUUUGAACUUUUGUCAGCAUUGAUUAAGUGAAUCAAAUACCAUGUAGUUAUCUAUGAAGAUACCAGUAAAAAAACUAGGCUGCUGACUUCUGAGUAUUUCUCAGUCUACAAUCUGCCAGAAGACUCCAUUGUAAAAUUUGCAUUUCUUCAUCGAUCUGACAAGGCGCAAAUAUGUGCCAGAUAUCCGAAAGCAAUGUUUCUGGAAAACAUCUGUCGUGGAUCAGAAUAACUGAAUUUACCCUCAGAUCUAUUGGCUCUAGUUAUGUGGACUCAACCCAUGUGUUCAGUAGAUGAGAAAAAAACAAAAUAAGAGUUUUAGUGUUUCCUUCUGAUGAAGCCUCAUGUUUGUUUGUAACAAUUUCUAUUUCUCAAAUAUUAUGUUCCAUAACAGACAUGUAUUAUGUUUAAUUUUUUAUAUUUUCUUACCAAAGUAACUAAAACUAGGACCUUAGAAAGAUUUAGAAUGUUAAAUAAGUAUAUUAGUGUGUAUAUAUUUACAUGUAUACACUACUAGAGCUUCCAUAAGUAAAAUGGAUAAUUCAAAGAGAACACAAUGAAAUAUUUGUAGGUAAAUAACUGAGGAGGAAAAUUCAUGCUUUUCAUGGGCUAUGAUGGUUUCUCUCAAGGGAUGACAUAGUAUUGCUUCUUCUCAUCAGGCUGUUUUUCAACAAUCAUUGUUUCUGUCUAACAGCAGCUCCUAGUAUGAAUUACCUGGCACAUUGUUGAGAGCAACUUCACCUUCAAGUAGGCCCUGAUCUAUCUUUUCCCACAAAUGUCAUGUGUUUGAACAAGUUUCUUCCAUGUCAUUUUUGAGACUCGACACAGAAUACACAAUAAAGGGGGUUAUUUUUUAAAGGACAUUCUAAAGUAAACAAUAAAUAAGUGCAUGUCAACAUUUUUCUUCAAAACCAUUUUUAAGGAAAAUUUGUUAGAACCUCCUGGCAAUUCCAAGGUAAGUAGCAACAUGACACCCUGACUCAACUAGAUGGGCUAAGGUUUCUGAUAAAAUCUGACAACAAAGAAAAUGGAAUAUUCUGCUUUUUUCUUCCUUCUAAUUUCUCCCUUGCCUAAGGAUGAGAGUUCUUCCUGGGUUGCUAUCCCAGAAAUGCAGACUGUAAAUAAGGGGCAGAAGUUUUGCUUCUUCACCUGAUCACUUGCUAUGGAAAUUCUAGUUUAUUGUGUCCCAAGUAGUUAGUGAUCUUUUCUCCUUCAGUCUCCACGGUUACUUUGCUCCUGCACCUCUCUUUACUUGCUAAUCAUUAGAAAAGAAAGAAGAGGAAAGAGACUCAACUGGGGCAAUGGUGAAUCCCUAGGACUCUGCUAUUAAUGGCCUCAUGGGAAAAGGGUAUCUGUCCUCAGAAGGGGAUUUGAUCAUACUUUUGUUUUAAGCCUCUAGCUGUAAUAUUCCAGACCUACCUUAACAAUUUAAUGAUGUUGAAUAAAAGAGUAUAGUGAAGAAGCUAAAAUUUGAGCUUCAGGGUCAUGCAGACCCACAUCUGAACAAACUGAAAUUUUUUGGCUUUGUGGUUUUGAGCAACAUAUUUAAGCUUUCCUAGUGUCAGUCUUCCCUUGAAACCAUGGAUAAUAGCAACCUUACUGAAUUGUGCUAAAGAUUAAGUGACAUGAUAUAUACAAAAAGCUUCGCCUACCAGGCAGCAAAUGCUUUCCAUUUGCAAUGAAAAUUACAAAUGAAAACUAUCAAUACCAAAACAACAAGGGAAACUUGGGAAAUUCACUGGGAACAACCUCUGCUCACCUUUGGCACAAAACCCUGAGAGAAACCUCCUUGAGAAGACAGGAAGACCCUCAAGGGGAGCCUUCUGUCAUAAACAACCCCAACAGGGCUGUCAGAAGGAGGACUGCUAAUCUGGCCAUUUGAAACACUUCUCAACAUUGAAAUAGAUAGUUGCAGUUUUAAAAUAAACACUUCUAAGACAGUUAUGAGGAGGUAAGAGAACAUUUAUUUUCUUCAAUAAUAUGACUGUGUUGAUAAAAGUGAUAUCCAUUCACUUGCAAAUUUUAUUAUUGAAAAGGUCUCACUUAGCUCAUUUAGUAUUACCAAAAAAUGCUAACAAAUUCUGUUUCCAGCAUUAUCACAGCAUGCCUUUUACAUCUCAGGAGCUAGGCAAAAGUUGAAAUUCAGAAACAUAGAUAUGAAAUGCAACUAAGAUACAAAGAAAAUACCUCUGAAAAGAUUCUCACCAUAUUUGUCACAAAGCCACCAAAACAUUCAAAGUCUUUACUUAAGUCUAUUUAUAUGUUUAAAAGCUAAAAACAAGAUAUUUUUGGUAAUUCUUCAAUUAAAUAUUUCAUGUAAAUAUGUGGAAAUAAGAUGCAUACUACAUCUCUCAUAUAAUAAUCAGUUUUAUAUAGACAUAGUCUCCAUCGACUGAUAAUUACCAAGAUAAGAUGGCACUAGAAAUUUCUCCAGCUUAUGCCAUGAAUAUUGUAGAAGCAGAUACUGUCUGUUAGGGUAUUACAAAUUCUAGAGGGUUCUAGCCAAAGCAACCUAAGAAUAGGACAUGGUAGCUUAAGUUUCUCAGCCUCUCAACUGGCCACACACAUCCAAGUUUUGGUCGAACAAUUCUUGAGGUCAAUCAGAACCAAAAAACUGUUACUGGAAGAAACAUUAUCCUCUUCAUAGAAAUAUCCACCAACAGAAAAUUAGUUUCUUAAGGAAUCCUUACUGCCAUUUUAGAAACAUCAAGAUUAUUGCCUAGAUUCUCAACAUAAUUCUUUACUCAUAGGUCUAUUGCUUGGGCUCAGGAAAAGAGUGAGAACAUGAAACUUUGUAAAUGUCUGGGACUACCCUAUUUCCCCCAGUUUGAGAUGGUUCAGGAUCUAUAGUCAUAGAAGAGGGCAUGCAGAUUCCAUUUAAGACCACUGCCAGUAAGGUCUAAGGCAAAAGUCAAAGAGUUCAACUCUGGGACAUCCAUUAAAGAGCCAUUUAAUCCAUCUAAUUACAAACAAUUUUACCCAUAGUCAAUGUUCCCCACUGUCAUCAAAAACGUUAAAAGUACAAGGAAUUGUGUACAUUACAAACUGCUCCAGAAGCAAAACCAAAUGUGGAUAGCAUUGUGAGGGGCAGUGUGUGGCAAAUGUUCAACCUUUUGUUAUGUAAUACCACCAUGAUAUUUCUUAAAGCAGUAGACAGAUGAGUCAAGUUCAAUUUAAUGCAAACAGUAUUACUGUGUCCUAAGCAAUUCUGUUACCUGGAAAGGGAUCUGAUCCCAAUCCCAAAAGAGGGUUCUUGAACCUUAUGCAAGAAAGAAUUCGGGGGAGUCCAUAGAGUAAAGUGAAAGUGAAACAGGUCAGAGUCAAUGGUCUUGUUGUCUAAAGUGUUAUCCGAGGUUGUCUCACAACCAAGAAAAUUAAGGAGCAUGGACACAAAGGGUGAAGUUGGAGUGAAAGUUUAAUAAGCAAAAGAAGAAAGCUCUCUGCAGCAGAGAGGGGAGCUCAAGAGAGUUGCUGUUUUUAUAGCUGAAUCCAAAGCUUUUAUCAGAAACUCCUCUCAUCUCCGUAGCUAUUUGAGUAACUUCUCUUAUCUGAAAGCUAUCUCUACAACUGCCUCUAUAUAUGCAGCUGCGGGAUGUCUCCAGGAGAGCACAAAACGUAGCUUCUCUUGUUUGUAUAAUUGUGGGUUUAAGUAAGCUUCUAUCCUCCCUGUGCAAGUUCCCAUGGAGCAGAAAAAAGAAGGAAACUUUUUCCUGGGAGCCUGCUAAUUGCACAAUGAACAAAAGGCUUCUAUGCUGGGCCUUACCUUCUAACAGUGCAGCAGUUAAAGUCCGAGUUUUCCCCAGGCUGAUCCAUUUUUGCCUGUAGCUGUGAUUUUUCAGGCAGGCUGCUUCUCCAAGGACUAGUCUUAGCUAUCUACCUAAGUGAUGUUUCCUUUUCUUCUCCCUCUAAAGCAAGUUUAUUAGGAAAGUAAAGGAGCAAGGAAUGGCUACUCCACAGGCAGUGUAGCCCCAAGGGCUGCUGGUUGGCUAUUUUGUGGUUAUUUCUUGAUUAUAUGCUAAACAAGGGGUGGCUUAUUAAUGAGUUUUCCGGGAAAAGAGUGGGCAAUUCCUAGAACUGAGGAUUCUUCCCUUUUUAAGACCAUAUAAGGUAACUUCCUGACAUUGCCAUGGUAUUUGUAAACUGUCAUGGUACUGGUGGGAGUGU
This is a messenger RNA of Cebus imitator (Panamanian white-faced capuchin), 8267 nucleotides long. It is a transcript of the gene OPRM1, whose product is annotated as opioid receptor mu 1. The transcript is spliced from 4 exons. Gene Ontology annotation, biological process: neuropeptide signaling pathway; sensory perception of pain; G protein-coupled opioid receptor signaling pathway. Lineage: Eukaryota; Metazoa; Chordata; Mammalia; Primates; Cebidae. Gene Ontology annotation, cellular component: membrane; neuron projection. The record is from RefSeq and is a predicted model, not a curated record. Gene Ontology annotation, molecular function: morphine receptor activity; G-protein beta-subunit binding; neuropeptide binding. The coding region runs from base 1846 to 2748 and encodes 300 amino acids.